AUGCAUUCUGGAUUCAGAUCAAACAUUCCACGCAAUCAUCAUUUUUAUUCACCUGGAAUUGCUAAAAGAGCCUACCAUCGUAAACGAGACAUUUUAUCGAAGGAUAAACUACCUAUUGAUUCAGACGAUGUGAAAGUUCAAAAGUCAACAAAAUUACCUGAUGUACUUAAAGACCCAUUACCUAAGGAGGAAAAAGAUGUUAAACCUAUCGUUGAUGUGAAAGUUCCUAAAGAUGAUGAUGUACUAAAAAAGGAGGAAAAAGUUGUUAAACCUAUUGUUGAUGUGAAAGUUUCUAAAGAUGAUGAUGUACUAAAAGAGGAGAAAACAGUUGUUAAACCUAUCGUUGAUGUGAAAGAUCCAAAGUCAACAAAUGAUGUACUUAAAGAACCAUUACCUAAGGAGAAAAAAGUUAACGUUGAUGUGAAAAUUCCAAAGCCACCGAAAUCACCUAAAGUUGAUGUACUAAAAGAGGAGAAAAAUAAAGUUAAUGAUGUACUAAAAGAGGAGAAAAAUAAAGUUAAUGAUGUACUAAAAGAGGAGAAAAAUAAAGUUGAUGAUGUACUAAAAGGGGAGAAAAAAGUUGUUGAAUCUAUCGUUGAUGUGAACAUUCCAAAGCCAAAAUUACCUAAAGAUGAU
Messenger RNA from Funneliformis mosseae, 636 nucleotides. The record is from the annotation of a GenBank genome assembly. Lineage: Eukaryota; Fungi; Glomeromycota; Glomeromycetes; Glomerales; Glomeraceae.